UUCUGCUCUCAAGACAAAGCCAUGACAGCAUUCAAGGGUAUCUGGACUCAGGAGUUCUGGCGCUGUGUGGGGGCUGAGUUCUUCGCCAUGCUGCUCUUUGUCCUGCUCAGCCUUGGCUCAACCAUCAGCUGGGAGGCUGCUGAGGAGACCCCCCGGCCCCCUGACCUGGUUCUCAUCUCGCUCUGUUUCGGCCUGAGUAUUGCCACCAUGGUGCAGUGCUUCGGCCACAUCAGCGGUGCUCAUAUCAACCCUGCGGUCACAGCAGCCAUGGUGGUGACCAGGAAACUCAGUCUGGCCAAAGCUGUCUUCUACCUGUUGGCCCAGUGUGUUGGAGCCAUAGUGGGGGCCGCCAUUCUGUACAGCAUCACCCCAGUCUCCGUCAGGGGUGGCAUGGGGAUCACCAAGGUCAAUAUGAGCAUUUCUGUGGGAAACGCACUGGUGGUGGAACUCUUCAUCACCUUUCAGUUGGUCUUCACUGUGUUUGCCACCUGCGACAACAAACGCAAUGACCUAAAGGGUUCGUCUGCUUUGGCGAUAGGCCUGUCUGUGUGUAUUGGUCACCUGUUUGCUAUUCCAUACACAGGAGCCAGUAUGAAUCCUGCACGAACUUUUGGCCCAGCCAUGGUCACAUGGUCCUGGGAAAACCACUGGGUGUACUGGGUGGGUCCAACCCUGGGUGGGACUCUUGCUGCAGCACUGUAUGAGUACCUCUUCUGUCCAGACCUGGAGCUGAAGCGACGUUACUCUGAGGCGUUCAUCAAGACCCCUUUCAGUGGCACUAAACAGCGACAGGACUCGGUCACAGCCCAGGAGCCUCUCUUCACUGUUAUGGAUGUGGAGAGAGCUGAGAGGAAGGAAAGAGAGAGAGAAAGGGAGGUAUCAGGGGAUGUGUUGUCCUCUGUAUGA
Molecule: messenger RNA, 906 nt
Organism: Plectropomus leopardus (leopard coralgrouper)
Lineage: Eukaryota; Metazoa; Chordata; Actinopteri; Perciformes; Serranidae
Product: aquaporin-4-like
Biological process (GO): water transport; transmembrane transport
Cellular component (GO): basolateral plasma membrane; plasma membrane
Molecular function (GO): water channel activity
Source: RefSeq, a predicted model, not a curated record